Molecule: messenger RNA, 1462 nt
Organism: Linum tenue
Lineage: Eukaryota; Viridiplantae; Streptophyta; Magnoliopsida; Malpighiales; Linaceae
Source: the annotation of a GenBank genome assembly
ACGGUACCGGUUUAUCUAGGGAGGGAUUUUUUUCCCCCCCAGGGAAAUGACCAUUUCAAAGAGAACUCCAACUAGUAGCCACCUGAUCUAUGAAAUGAAAAUGAAAAUGAAAAUGAAAUGCUCUGUUGAUGCAGCAACGAACGCACGAGGUCUUUUGUUUUAGUUGUGUUUUCAUGCGGAGGUAAAUGCUUUACAAACUGAACAAACAAAACAAAUGUGGGUGUCGAUUUUUUGGGCAGAUGAGCAUGCAACUUGUGGGGCGCCUGCUUGGAUCGGUAGAGGCCUUACUUGUGUUUGCUUCAACAGGAAAGGGGUCUAUCAACGCAUCUUCAUCAACCUAACUCCUCAACAGGAGGAAAGAGUGAGAAGAUUGAAGCAUCGGAUGAAGGUCCAUUUCGAUACUUCUAGGACCGAUCAUCAGGCAGCUCUAAGAGCACUAUGGUCAGCCACAUAUCCUGACAUAAAGCUAUGUGGAUUAGUAUCCGACCAAUGGAAAGAAAUGGGAUGGCAGGGGAAAGAUCCUUCUACUGAUUUCAGGGGAGCUGGAUUUAUCUCUCUGGAGAACCUAUUGUUCUUCGCCAAGACAUUUUCGGUAUAUGAUCCUAAACUUAACCUCAGUCUAAAGAUGGCAGCACUGCCAUGGCAAUUAAAUUCAGACAACUUUGUGUUGCCACAGAUAUCAUUCCAACGGUUACUGAAAAAGCAAGGAGGGAAGAGGUCAGCCUGGGAGUAUCCAUUUGCUGUUGCAGGUGUAAAUGUGACGUUCAUGAUCAUGCAGAUGCUUGAUCUUGAUGCUAUGUUUCGGCUAAUCCUGUGUAGUUGUGCUGCAGCAAAGCCUAGGACAUUUGUGAGAUCAGUUUUCAUGCAGAUGUUAUCAGAAAAUGAGUGGGCAUUCGACUUGCUCUAUUGUGUGGCAUUUGUGAUUAUGGACAAGCAAUGGCUAGAGAGGAAUGCAACUUACAUGGAGUUCAAUGAGGUUUUGAAGUCAACUAGAGCUCAGGUGGAAAGAGAGCUUCUAAUGGACGACGUUCUACGAAUCGAAGACAUGCCAUCUUAUACACUUCUUUGUUAGCAGCAGCAACAAAAUAACCAACUGAAGAAACAUCAAUAGUUCGAAGGAUGGUGGAGUAGCACUUACCUCCGAUAUAGUAAUUGGCUAACAUUUUAUUUAUACGAACUCCUCUCAUGUUUCUCGCUCUUCUCCAAGAGAGUGUCCUUGAAGAUAGCUAGCCUGUAACUGCCAUUGUGGUAAGCCAAAUAAGGACCAAAUAUUAUCCUUGUGUACGGCUCACACCGAUCUUCUCUGUAUCGUUCCAAUAAAAUUGGAUGUCCACGAAGGGAUGAUCAAACUACUAACGGUUGGAAGUUAUAAUGGCUAUUAUAGGUGAAAGCACAAGAAAUGUGGCGAAUGACAAACCCAUAAUUGGGUUCUACAUCCCCCUAAGGCCUAAACUUCAAAACA